This is a messenger RNA of Salarias fasciatus (jewelled blenny), 1525 nucleotides long. It is a transcript of the gene efna1b, whose product is annotated as ephrin-A1b. The coding region runs from base 131 to 835 and encodes 234 amino acids. Lineage: Eukaryota; Metazoa; Chordata; Actinopteri; Blenniiformes; Blenniidae. The record is from RefSeq and is a predicted model, not a curated record. Gene Ontology annotation, cellular component: plasma membrane. Gene Ontology annotation, molecular function: ephrin receptor binding. The transcript has 4 exons. Gene Ontology annotation, biological process: axon guidance; ephrin receptor signaling pathway.
CUGCACAGAGGAGAGCAUCACUGCAUCUCAACUCGGUUUCCCGCGUUUGUUUGAGUUUCGCGUGAGUGAAACCUUCAUCCAGUGAAGUUUAUUUACAAACUCGUCGAUCGCCAGUUGAAGUUUCGGAGCUAUGGAUUUGUUGUGCGCGGUGUGUGUGCUGCUGACCAUCAGUGCGUGGUGCGCCUCUGCGGAGAGACACAGCGUCUACUGGAACAGCUCCAACCCCAACUUCCUGUGGGAUGAGUACACGGUGGAAGUGCGUAUCAACGACUAUCUGGACAUCAUCUGCCCCCACUACGCCCACGGCGAGGUGUCAUCGCAUGCGGCCGAGCGCUACGUCUUGUACAUGGUGGAGAAGGAGGACUACGACGUGUGCAAGCCGCACUCCUUCGAUCAGCUCCGCUGGGAGUGUUCCAGGCCGUUCGCUCCACACGCUCCCGAAAAGUUCUCGGAGAAGUUCCAGCGCUUCACGCCUUUCACCUUGGGCAAAGAGUUUCGGCAGGGAGAGAGCUACUACUACAUCUCCAAGCCAAUGCAUCACCACGGCCAGGACUGUCUGAGGCUGAGAGUGGACGUCAUCGGACAUAAAGGCUCCGCAAAGGCUCACGUGGACAAGCCCAAGGCGGAGGAGGCGGGGAAGAAAUUAGACGAGGAGAAAGUGAAGUUUUCUGCUGCUGGAGGAGUUCACAACCUCUCCAACCGGCUCCCAGCAGAUGACCCCGACGUGAUGCUGCCCAACGUCCAGCGGAGCGUCGGCAGCUCCGGAGCGCAGCUGCUCUCCUUCUCGCUCGUCUUCACCAUGAUCCCAGUCUUAUUAGCCCUGAUGCUGCACUGAUGCAGACUGAGGCUUAGUGACAGAGACUUUAAUAACCCAAUGCUGGCCGUUGGGACAGACUUUUUUUUUAUACAGUCUUUUUUUUUUACACGAGCAUGGACAGUGUGUGUUUGGUGUGUUUCUCUGUGUGAAUGUGGAACGUGGAUCGCUCCAAAGAUGUGGACUGUUUUUUUCUCUUUCUUGCUUUGUGAUGAGGAUGGAAAUUCUCAGUUUUUGACCAUUCAGGAUGGACAAACAUUUCAGUCUUUAUGAUCAAGACUCCAGACAAAAUGAUCAAAAUACUAUUGUCUUUACAUCAAAUUGAAAUAUGAGUCAGGUUGGCUUUCCUGCUCGACACACCAAUGGUACAAUAGUGCAUGAGUUACUCAACUUAAAUAUGUGUUUUUUUCCUUCCUCUACAUGUAGAGACAUUAUUGAUUUUGUGUAUUGUUGUCGGCAAAUGCCAAAUUCACCUCAUGUAGGAUCAUUGUCAUGUUGUGUAGCACUCCCCUCCUCUUCAGGUCAUCUGUCAUCUCAGUCACUCAAUCACACAAGAAAACCGUGGAACCCAAACCAGUAGAUCUCAGCCUUAUUUUGGCUUCAAUUCAGUCUUUAAGUUGUUGUGUUUAGUUUUGCAUUUCAAGAUUAAGAAAAAAAAAAAAAUUAUCAUUAAAAAAAAAAUUCAGUUUGAGAAAUAUUUCUGUUUUGCAC